AUGAAAAGAAUUACAAGAACAUCUGGGGAUAGAGUUCUAAGAUCAGGGAAACGAUUCUUUACCACUCGAUCUUUAGACGAUGUACAGCGCGUGAGAUUCACAUCUUCUGAUGUUAAUGUUGUAAGUAUUCAGGAAACCAAGAAAAAUAUUCUUGAUAAUUGUUUGGAAAUUAAAGUUGAAAAAAAUAAUCAGGAUAUUGAUUUUGAAUGUGAUGGUGUUUUGGGAACUACUGAUGAGAAUAAAGAGGAUUUGAAUUUUGGGGAAUUUGGAAUAGAUAAGGGUAUUUCGGGAAUUAGUGUAAAAAGUCAGGAAGUUGAGAAUGUUUUAGAUUUCAAGAAAAUUAGUGAAGUUGUUGAUUGUGAUAAUGUGAGCAGAUUUAAGAAAUUUGGAUCUGUUUAUACUAGGAAACGAAAGAGGAAUAUACAACAAAAUGGAGAUAAUGUUGUCGAAAAUAAUGAUACAAAUGAUCAUUACAAAGGGUUGUUAGUUGAUUUAGUUGCAAAUGAGUUUGUGGUAUUUAGGAAAGCAAGAUCCGUUGUGAGAAGGGUUCGGAGGGUUCCAAAGGCUCUGUUUUUUAACGAGUUAGCGAAUAAAGAGGUCAAGGGUACGAUAAACGGUGUAGUGCCUGCGCCUAGUGUGAGGGAAGUAGAAGGUCAUACAGUGAAAGCAAGAUCAGUUAGGAAAAGGGUUCCAAGGGUUUUAUGUCUUAACGAGUUAGCGAAUAAAAAGGUUAAGUUUACAAUAAACGGCGUAGUGCAGGCGCCUGGUGUGAGGGAAGCAAGUCUGCUUGGGAAAAGGGUUCCGAGUGUUCCAAAGGUUCUGUGUUUUAACGAGUUAGUGAAUAGAACGGUCAAGGGUACAAUAAAUGGUGUUGUGCCGGCGCCUAGUCUGAGGGAAGUAGAAGGUUAUGCAGAACAGGAGUUUGUACCGUUUGUGCUACCGGAGGCGUAUAUUAUCUCAAGAGGUGAUGAAGUUAGUAGGGUUUUGGAAAAGGGUUAUGCGGUUUAUGAUAUGGAUUGUGAUGAUGAGAAAUGGUUGGAGAGGUUUAAUAGUGGGCAGUUUGGGGAUAAUGGGUUUGUCGCAGAAGAGACUUUUGAGAAUGUAAUUGAUGCUUUCGAAAGAGGAAACUAUUGUAAUCCAAAUGAGUAUUCUGAUGCUGCAUUAGCUGUAGAGCGUUGUCAGGUGCUGGCAUCGAAGGAAGUUUUAGAAGCUUUGUAUAGAUAUUGGAGGAAUAAAAGGAAGAAGAAACGGUCUCCACUUAUUAGAGCUUUUCAGUGUAAUAAGCGUCCAAUAGUUAAACAACAUGUGACACGUUCUGCUCAGAAUCGAUUGUGUCGAAGACCUACAAGCAUACGUUGUGCAGAAAAGGAACUUGAUCUCAAGAAAGGAAUGUUGAAUAAUCAAAAAGUAUGGGAAGAGGUUGCAAACAUGUAUAUGAAAGUGCAUGAAACACGAGAAGCGGCAAAGAGAACAGAAGAGACAGCCAUUGUUAAACGGCAACAAGCUCAAGCGCUUAUGGAGGUUGCUGACUUGGCAAUUUAUAAAGCCUUCAGUGCGCUUAGAAUUGCAGAAGCUUUAGCAGCAUCUUGUUCAGUGACUGAUACAACUAGUGCCACUUUCAGUCUGCUUGAUGAAUAAGCUCGUGUUUGUUUGUGUGCCAUAGAUCAUUAUUUUUCUGCUGUUACUGAUGGGAAGUAUGCUGCCUGAUAAUUGCUGUCAAAAAUUGGUACAGCGACUUUUGUAGAGUUAAUUGAUUUGUGUAAUGUGAUGUAUCAACUGUAAAGAAUUGCAUAACUCAUAACUGAUUGUGUACAAUU
Molecule: messenger RNA, 1817 nt
Organism: Erigeron canadensis
Lineage: Eukaryota; Viridiplantae; Streptophyta; Magnoliopsida; Asterales; Asteraceae
Exons: 3
Coding region: 1-1638 (545 amino acids)
Biological process (GO): regulation of transcription by RNA polymerase II
Cellular component (GO): piccolo histone acetyltransferase complex
Source: RefSeq, a predicted model, not a curated record